This is a messenger RNA of Cuscuta campestris, 2175 nucleotides long. The record is from the annotation of a GenBank genome assembly. Lineage: Eukaryota; Viridiplantae; Streptophyta; Magnoliopsida; Solanales; Convolvulaceae.
CCCUGCCUUCUUUUUUGUCCUUCGCCAGUCUGCAACCCCAACAACGCUGUACGCAGGUGGCAAUCCCUCCGGUGAUGACCUAGGUGGUAGGCCCAGCGGCAGUGAUCCCCAUCUCCUGCUCCUCCUUCCUCUCUGUUUCGAUUAGCGCAGCAGAAGUGCAUGGCAGAGUGGCUCAUCCUUGUCCGAGACUGGUUCUUUCGGCGACGGUGAGGCAAAGGUGGCGACCUCUCACCAAUGCCGGCAAGGUCUGGACCCCUUUCUCUGGCUACCUGCAGCGAUGGCGAUGGUGCCCUAGCAAUAUCCGGGCUGAUUUGGGCAGCGAGGCGGGACUCAACCAGCAUGGACGGUACCUGAGCAGCAGUGACGGUACUCUAAUGUUGGUUGGGUAGUGGCGGUCAGUUCUGGGUAGCGGGGGCACGGUGUGGCAGCGGACAUAUCUAUUCCGGACUUUCGGUGAUGGCGUCUGGGGGCAAUGAACCCGAUUUAGACUGCGGGAUGCGACUACUCCGUUGAUAGCUUCCAAGUUUCGUUCUCCUUGAUCAAAUCAAAUCAAUCGAGGCUAAAGCGAUAGUGUGUUUGGAUUGCUUCCAUGAGGGAAGAUUUGUAAUUGGUCACUCAAGUUUAGAUUUUUUCAAGGUCAGCUCUCAAAUCUAGAUGGUGAAACUUGGACUGAUCACGAGGCACUGUUGGUUCCGGAGGGGAUGCAAUUCUACAACAAAAAUUGGGUCCAAAUUAUAGACCAGGUUGGCUCUAAGUCAAAGUGGCAGUGCAUCAUUGUCAUAUGGCUCUGGCUAGCGAAUAGUUACAGAAGGGCAGCAAAACUAGACUUAGGGGCAGUCCGGGCUAAAUCACACGUUUCCAUGCACUUUCAAACACUCCGUAAUAAAUAUUGAGCAUAAUAUAUAGGGGCAAGGUUUGCAUUUGCAGGAGGUUGCUGAUUUCAUCGGCAAUGGCGGACCUUCACGGGUGUAGAUCUUAUCGGGGGAGGGUUAUUCCAUUUCCGAUUCCUAAAUCCACCGUGAAGAGAAAUUCCUCGCGUCUCAUUUGCUGCAAUCUCCGUCAACUGCGAGAGCGAAUGGAGACGGUAAAAAACACCCAGAAGGUCACAGAAGCGAUGAAGCUGGUGGCGGCCGCUAAGAUUCGGAGAGCUCAAGAGGCUGCCAUCAAUUCUAGACCCUUUGCGGAUGCCAUUGUUGAGGUUCUGUACGACAUCAACGAGCAGCUCCAGUGGGAAGAUGUAGAUCUCCCUUUAACAGUGGUCCGUCCGGUGAAGAAGAUUGCCCUAGUUGUUGUCACAGGUGAUAGCGGCCUCUGCGGCAGUUUCAACAGUGCUAUUCUGAGAAAAGCCGAGGCUCGUAUGAAGGAAUUGAUUGAUCUUGGUUUGGAUUACACCAUAAUCAGCGUUGGGAAAAAGGGAAAUUCUUACUUUCAACGAAGGGAAAACAAAAUUGUGGAUAAAUAUGUGGAAGUAGGCAGUUUUCCGACCACAAAGGAGGCUCAAGCCAUAUCAGAUAAUGUUAUCUCGCUGUUUGUGAGUGAAGUGGUUGACAAGGUUGAGCUGUUGUAUACUAAGUUCGUGUCAUUGCUCAAGUCUGAGCCGGUAAUCCACACCUUGCUUCCCUUGUCUGCAAAGGGCAAGAUUCGAGACAUGAAUGGAAAGAGCAUUGAUGUGGAGGGAGAUGAGUUUUUUAGGUUGACUACGAAGGAGGGGAAGCUAACUGUGGAGAGGGAUCACAGGGAAGCAUCUAAAACAGAAAGAGCGUAUUCAUGUUAUAUGCAGUUUGAGCAAGAUCCUGCUGUGAUUCUUGAUGCGUUGAUGCCUCUUUACUUGAAUAGUCAGAUUUUGAAGGCACUUCAAGAGUCGUACGCAAGUGAGGUUGCGGCAAGGAUGAACUCAAUGAACAGCGCCACAGAUAAUGCUAUUGAGCUGAACAAAAAGCUUUCCAUGUCUUAUAACCGGAAGAGACAAGCAAAGAUCACUGGCGAGAUAUUGGAGAUUGUUGCUGGAGCAGAUGCACUUGCAUAGAGAAUCCUAUUCUCUUCAAAUAUGAUUUUUUUGAGGUAUUCAAUCUACGGGUAAUUUUAGGCAAAGAGAGUCUGGCUGGAUUGCAUCUAUUCUUAGAUUGGCGAAACAUAUGUUAUUAUUCCAAAGUUUAAUGAAUGACAUAUUCUUAC